This is a messenger RNA of Pseudo-nitzschia multistriata, 1555 nucleotides long. The record is from the annotation of a GenBank genome assembly. Lineage: Eukaryota; Bacillariophyta; Bacillariophyceae; Bacillariales; Bacillariaceae.
CCGACGAUGAGAACCGUGCACGUUCCGAUGAAAGUUUUAGUCGGAUGUGCGGUACGUACGAUACUCUGAGAUACGAUACAGUAAAAUCGUACCAUAACGCUUUGCUACGGAUACCGAACAAAAAGAGGUCAUUUACGUUCCAAUUCCGGUACACCACAAAUCUUAAUUUUGUCGUAACCAAAUCUACAAUCAAAAACAUCGAAAACAUGUCUGCUCCUAUUGGUACGUUAUUCGCAGCCUCUUUUUUCAAGAAUACUCUAUCUCAUCUAGUCGAAGUUGGGGUUGACCGUUUCUGGGUCUGUGAUUCGAUUCGAUUCUCAUCGAGUCUUUUUUCUCUCCGUCAUUGUCUCUGUUGUCGUCGACGUCUUUAUUCCGUUGCACCAUGUCGGCUAUUACGUGGACAAUUAUUUUGUUCAACCGAAAUGAAAUCAUCGCAUAGAAUCUGGAUCCAUUUUGGGAAUGGGAAAUCCCCUCCUCGAUAUCUCGGCCAAUAUCGGCCAAGACGUUCUCGACAAAUACGGUGUCGAAAUGAACUCUGCCAUUCUUGCCGAAGAAAAGCACCAGCCUCUGUUCAAGGAGUUGGUCGAGAAAUACGAUCCUCAAUACAUUGCCGGAGGUGCAACCCAAAACUCAAUCCGUGUUGCCCAGUGGAUGCUUACCGCCGCUAACAAGCCCAAGCACACUGCCUUUUUCGGUUGCGUCGGUGACGACGAAACAGGAAAAACCCUGGAAAAAUGCGCCCAGUCGGAUGGUGUUCACGUCCACUACAUGAAGGAUGCCGAAACCCCCACCGGAGCCUGCGCUGCUCUUAUUAAGGAUGGAGAGCGAUCUCUCGUCACUAACUUGGACGCCGCCAACAAUUUCAAGCCCUCGCAUUUGGAAUCUGACGAGGCCAAGCAAAUCAUCGACCUCGCAAAGAUUUACUAUUCUGCCGGUUUCUUCUUGACCGUUUCCGUCCCUUCGUUGGUCGAGGUUGCCGAACACGCCGCCGCCAACGACAAGACCUUCUGCCUCAACCUUUCUGCCCCUUUCAUUGUUGACUUUUUCGGAGACCAAAUGGCCACCGCCAUGCCUUACGCCGACUUCUUGUUCGGAAACGAGAGCGAAGCUGCUGCUUACGGAAAGAAGCACGGCAUGGGAGAAGACCUCAAGGAGAUCGCCCUUAAGGUUGCAGCCCUGCCCAAGAAAAAUGAAUCCAAGCCCCGUACUGUUGUUUUCACCCAGGGGUCUGAAUCCACCAUUGUUGCCCACAACGGAACCGUCACCGAGUACGCCGUCGAACCUCUCGCCAAGGAGCUCUUGGUCGAUACCAAUGGUGCCGGUGACGCUUUUGUUGGAGGAUUCCUUUCGCAAUUGGCGCAAGGAAAAGACAUGGAAGCCUGUGUCAAGGCCGGACACUGGGGUGCCAAGUACAUCAUCCAAACGUCCGGAACCCAAUUGGCGAAGGCAUGUGACUACUCUCCUUAAAUUAUUUAUCAAUAUUAGACAAGUUAUGUGCAGUAGAUUUUCCAAUGCUUCUUUUUCAUAAACCUCCCAAGAAAGUGCACAGAGUCGC